AUAUCAUUGACACUGACAUUUGAAUUUUAGACAAUUGUUAGGUUCAGUGUUUAGUGUAAAAAAUGAUUUUUAAGAUCUCCUAGAACAAAUGUAUAUUUUUUUUUCUCGACACUUUGCAAUAAAUUUUCAAAAUGAUCUGAACUUUUGAAGAUCGGCUCAUAUUUCCCUCACACCUACAUAACCUCUAAAUUUGUAAUGGGUUUCAAAGCAGCUGUUCAAGUUUUGAAGCAAGCUGACGAAUUGAAACUCAAAGUCUCUGGAAAAUGCGAUUGGCUCAAUAGUGCUGAGCCAUGGACAGAUCAACAAAAGCUUCAAACCAUUUAUCACCAAGUACUGGUUCUCGAUCUUGAGUAUGCCCUCGACAAAAAAGUCGAGCAAGACCUGUGGAAUAUCGGAUUCAAAAAUCACAUAUCGUGUUUGCAGGAUUUGGCUAGAGACAAGAAGAACCCGCAACGAGCCGAUUGUCAAGCCCUUCUCACCUGGGCGUUAGAAUCAGCGUCUGGAUUUUACAUCACCCUAUUACAAGAGCUGUGCAAUACUUUCGACGUUGAUUUACCUUUCCGAAGACGAGGCAAUGUUUUUGGUCAGUCAAAUCAGAAUUCGGAGCUUUCUGACUUACCACAGGCAUCUUCCUGCCUGUAUAUCUGCCAGUAUUGUCUGGUUCACCUCGGAGAUAUUGCAAGGUACAGGAAUCAAAGGAAACAAGCAGAGAGUUUUUACCAUCAAGCCAUAAUGGUAUCGCCAACGAGUGGUCACCCCUAUAAUCAGCUUGCCCUUCUGGAGGCAAGUCAGGGAAAUAAAUUAUCAACAGUUUUCUACUACAUAAGGGGCAUAGCUGUGAAAAAUCCUUUCCCAGCUUCGGCAACAAAUUUGCUGAAUACUUUGAGCUCAUCCAUAGAUAAAGACAACCCUUCUGAGAAAAUCCAAACGAAGAUGACUGUAAACGAGUUUAUCCAACUAUUUCUCUGCACACACGGUUACUUCCACACAUGCUCAGAACUGAGACAGGCCGAGUUAUCUGUUAAAAGCCUCAAUUCCAUAAUGACCGCCCUCGUUGCAACUCAGAGCUUCACCAAGGACGCUCUCAUCAAAAUAACUAUUAUCAAUUUGUAUGCUUUGAAUCAUCUGGGGACAGAUCAGAAAAAGUUGAAAGAUCUAACUGCUGAUGAAAAGAAAGUUAGGGAGCUAGUUAUGGAACUUAUAGCAGGGUCUCUGAGCGCUUUGUUGGUUCCGGUGCACACACUGAAGAUGGACGAUGGGUUAAUGGACUAUUAUGCGUUACCGGCUGUGAAAUUUUUGCUGUACUUCAUCCAAAACAAUCCUACCGUACUUAAGGAGAAAGUUUUCACAAACAGACUGCAAAUUUGGCCUAGCCUUGUCAAACUAUUGAAUAAUGUGCAGAAACACUUGAAAGGGUUCAAUUACAACAAAUAUGCAAAAACUCCUCUACCCGAAGACAAAGCGCUGCAGGGUUUUCUGCCAUUGGCGAACAAUUUCAAGGAUUUCAACUUCAGCGAGGACAUCGAUGACAUCAAACUAGAAAGGCUGAUCAGGAUGAACCGCCUCGUCAGUCUCAGCGAGUGGCUAACCGAAAUUGACGUGAACGGUAACAAACUGAUACUCAAGAACGAAACCAAUGGUGAGGUUAGUUUUGAGCCAGUUUGCAUCCAGCCUGACCCCACCAACGCUCUUCUGGAAGAAAUGAAAUCGUUCAGCUUGAAGGAACCUUCAGACGCGGAUCACAGAAAAAGUCUGGAGAAGAAAGCUGGCAUUCUGAAGCCUCAAGGAUCUUUGGAAAAAUCCAGGGAGGAGAGGGAAUUGCUGUCUUCUACUUCCAAAGAUUUGACGGUCAGUAGCAUUUUGAGCAUUGGAUCGUUGAAUAUUAAGGCUGAAUCCAUGAAGAUGAAGAGGGGGAAACAGAAUGUUGCCCUUCAGUCAAUAUUCAAGAAGAUGGAGGAAAAUAAACAGGUGAAAUUCACCGUGGACGAGCCGGAAAAAGAAAAGUCCGUCAAAUUCGAAUCUUCACAGUCACAACAGAAGCAAACCCAGCAGCAGCCGCAGCAGCAACUCAACCAGUCCCUCCGAACGCAAUCCUUCAACCAGAACCACCCCGCAUUCCCUGUGCCACCCCCCUCACAGCCCGAUUAUCUCGCCGCACUUCGGAACGUACCCAACAUGCAGAUGGACAGUCCCAGCAGUUACCAGUACCCGAACAAGGAGUCGGGGUUGUCCGGAAUGGGGUUGCAGAUCAUCCCUCCUUACCAGAACAUGAGCACUAAGCCCUUAGGGAUAAACCUGAGUCAGAAACCGCCGCCACUGGGGUACCAGCCUCAGCAGCCACAGCCACAGCAGCAAACCGGCUACAUCCCCAGCUCCACACCAUAUCAGAACGCCUCCUAUCCCUCCUCACACCCUUUCAACGUGUGGAAGCGGGACGACUUGCCAUUGAUGCCGAAUCCUUCGUGGUGGCAAAACAACCCACCCCCACAGACUCAGCAGAGUUACCGCUCGGAGUACCCCAUGAACUUCCCCUCUUAUCCUCCUCCUCCUCCUCCUAGCAGUUACCUUCAACCUCCGCCAGGUGGCGCGAUGAUGCAGGGCAAGUCACAGGGGAGUCACAGCAGCGGAGGGGAUUUGUUCAGCUCGCCAUGGAGUAACUAUUCGGCUAGUUAUGUGAACGACGCUAGCGUUAAUAACUUUGAGAACACCAACCAAGGGAUGUCAAUGCGGCAGGCCAUGCUGAAGGAAGCAAAUCUUCCUUGCACCGCUGUUGGACCUCCCAGGAGCAAUAUGGCGAGGAUGUCUAAUCCGCCUCCACCAACUCAGGAAAAACCUUUUGUACAAACCCAAACAACCAUGCCUGGAUAUUCGUUAUUUAACAAUAGUUGGACUCCGAAUCUGGCCGGCCAAUUACGCAACAACAAGCCUCAAGAGAACUUGACAAAUCACAUGCCGCAGCAAUCUCUGUUCAGCGGCCACGGCCCCAAAUCUUUGGCGCAACUUCUAGAACAGCAGAGCCAGUUGAGCAAAAAUGACUUGUUGAAGCAAUAAUUACGAAACUCUCGUUGAGAAGAAAAUUAAAAGACCUUUCAGAGGUAACAGGUUGAUGACAGCUCGACCCUGUCGAGAUUGACAGAAACAAGGGCUAAUAACACCAUAUACAGAAUUUACUUUGCUGUAUUUUCGUCUUUGAACUGUUCUGUGGAUUUUAUAUUUGACUUUCAGCUUCUUAGUCAUUUGAGGUUGUAUUAUAUUGUGCAUUUUUAUUGCUCGAUAUCACAGCUUCUCCAAGUAACUUCCCCUAACAGAUCUUUCAACUAUGUCCCCCAGUCAUUUAGCAAUUUAAUAAUUUCGCCUGAUUUCAAAGUAUUUACUACUCAAAUAACGUCUUUGAUAUACGUAGGGACCAAUAGUAGGCUCGGUGAGGUACCCUGCGGGAUACCUCGAUAGUCUUAGCGGGACUUGCACAAGAACGUUUUUUAUUCUUAUCUUUGGAGGAAUAGGACUGAGUUUGAGGUUGAAUAGUGGUGUAGUUUCGAGAUAUAACUGUUUUAAUUGAGACUUUGUAGCAGCGUUAAUAAUGUGUGAUCAAUUUGGACUUGUACUAAUUAUAAUUGUAUAUUGUUGUUAAAUUUUAUAUCAUUGACGAAUUAUUUUUAAUCGUAAAUUCAAACAAGUUUUUAUUGUAAUUUUUUUUUGAAAAUGAUAAAUUUGAUACUAGCA
This is a messenger RNA of Leptinotarsa decemlineata (Colorado potato beetle), 3723 nucleotides long. RefSeq names its product nonsense-mediated mRNA decay factor SMG7. Gene Ontology annotation, cellular component: telomerase holoenzyme complex. NCBI's taxonomy places the organism in Eukaryota, Metazoa, Arthropoda, Insecta, Coleoptera, Chrysomelidae. Gene Ontology annotation, molecular function: telomerase RNA binding; telomeric repeat DNA binding; protein binding. Gene Ontology annotation, biological process: nuclear-transcribed mRNA catabolic process, nonsense-mediated decay. The record is from RefSeq and is a predicted model, not a curated record.